This is a messenger RNA of Diaporthe amygdali, 1020 nucleotides long. RefSeq lists its product as uncharacterized. The transcript has a single exon. The coding region runs from base 1 to 1020 and encodes 339 amino acids. The record is from RefSeq and is a predicted model, not a curated record. Lineage: Eukaryota; Fungi; Ascomycota; Sordariomycetes; Diaporthales; Diaporthaceae.
AUGGCGGCCUCAGCAUUAGACACAAAGUACCCCCGCGAAUCCCAGCAGAAUCCGGCCUUCGUCCCGCGAGAUGAGGUGGAAUACAUCUUCGAUGAGAUUGCGGAAUUCGUUGUAUCAGCCACCAGGAAGAAUUGCCCACAGACCGGUGAGAGGGUCAUUGCGAAGGGAGAGUACCGACUCACGCUAGGUGACAUGCGAGGAUUAUCAUACUACGUCCGUGACCUAACCGAUGAGCUUUCCAAACCCAAGAAGUACCGAGCAAUGCACAUGAAACAUCGCAGGCCCACGCCCGCCAUCUUUAAUCCUCCAAGAGCUAUGCAACCGACAGGUUCAACACCCGCAGAUCCUAUCACCAGCCUAAACACCUCCCCAGCCGACGGACCCAUCAUAUUCCCAGGCUUCCCUGGCUGCCGGCGGAGGCUGCCAGGACCAAACACUGCUACUUUCAUCUCAGCAGACAAUGUGACCGAGAUUACCUGGUUCGGCCCCAUAUCAGGGUAUCCGAGCUCAGAGGACUCCUCGGAGGCUGAAGGAAACCCACCACCGUCGCCUGAGAUAGGCACGGUCCCAUCCAUAGUUGUUACAAGACCGCCUGAUGAAAAUACUCGCAACUCAGCGAGCAAUAGUCAAGGAGUCAUCGUAGCCGAUGGCCCAACAAGAAGACGACAGAGCUCUAUGAUUGCCUUAAUAAGCAGGGAUGAGGAGGGCGAGGGGUCACGGACGCGGACGCAGAAUGAGCCAGAGCAGCCCAAGACAGUGAUCGGAAAGAUCCGCAAGAAGAGCAUCGAACUAGGCCAAGCAGUCGGUGGCUUUGUGAAUGGCGCGUACAGAAAUAUCGACUACAAACCACGGCGGGAGUCAAGCGCCACGAGAAUGCGAGCAAUCCUUGACCGGGUGUCGCCACCACUGCCGACGCCGGAGGAGAACGCAGAGAUAUUCUCGGCAAUGACAGGUGCCCGCCCCGUCACCCCGGAAGACGUGGCCAAGUCCAAGGGGCGGAAGCAGUCCACGCAAUCUUGA